Messenger RNA from Solanum stenotomum, 522 nucleotides. RefSeq lists its product as uncharacterized. Bases 1 to 522 code for a protein of 173 amino acids. The transcript is spliced from 2 exons. Lineage: Eukaryota; Viridiplantae; Streptophyta; Magnoliopsida; Solanales; Solanaceae. The record is from RefSeq and is a predicted model, not a curated record.
AUGGUGACAGUAAGGACUGUUAUUGGUCUAGCUGCUGCAGAAAAUUGGUGCAUAUACCAAAUGGAUGUCUACAAUGCUUUCUUGCAAGAUGAACUCACUGAAAAGGUAUUCAUGGAAUUGCCUAAAUGUCUAAAGGUUGCCAAUGCUCAGCCUAUAGUAUUUGAAGCAGGCAUUACUGCAAGGAAGAUAACAAUCACCCUUUUGGAAUGUAAUGUGAAGCUCACUACAACAUUUGAAGAUGAAAGUGAGGAGGAGUUGCACCCGGAUGUUACUCAGUAUCAAAGAAUGAUUGGCAAGUUACUGUACUUAACCAUUACCAGACCUGACAUUGCUUACACAGUCCAAACUCUCAGUCAAUUCCUGCAAAGACCAAAAGCUCAGCACUGGCAAGCUGUUAUUAGAGUUCUUAGAUACAUCAAGAAUCAACUUGGAUUGGGAUUACUUAUGUCCUCACAGAAGAAGAUGAAACUCACUGUUUUUUGUGAUGCAGACUGGGCAGCAUGUCCAAAUACCAGGAGAUAA